AUGGGCAGGCAGCCAGACGCCGCCGAGGCGCUGCGAAAACUCGACGCCGCAUUCGCAAAGGAAUCCCCGCGCCUCUGCAAGGAACUCAACGCGCGGGACCCGACGACCGUCCUGGGCCUCGCGACGAAUCUCUGGCCCGGGGCGCGCCAAGCGAAGGUCACGGGCGUCAUGCGCGAGCGGUUGCUGAUCGGCGCGACGGGGUUUUCGCCCAUCCGCGAGGAACUGGCGUACCCCUUCGAGCCGCCACUCGAGUCCGUCGAGGAGGUCCCCAAACGCUUCGCGGCGUUGCGCGGCGAGGCGCUGCGGCCGGCCUUCGACGUUAUCGCGAUACCUCUCGUUUUCAUGGCGACGAGUCUGCUGGGCGCCCACUUCACGACGUGGCAUAUCUUCGCUUGGGUGCGGGCGCUGGCCCGCUACUUGUUUCGAGGGUAUGCCUCGGCCGUCAUGGAGCUCUGCGUCAACUUUAUGUUUGCGGCGCAUGCGGCCGAAGCCGCGUACGCCGGAGCGCUCGCCCACUCGCUCGGCCUGGACGCGCGGUCCGUGAUGGGCUGGACGCUGCGGACGUUCCUCGCCGGCGUCGGCGCGCUCGGGCGGCUGACGCGGCUCGCUAAUACAACAACGCUGCCGGGCUAUGAGAAAUGUGGAGUAAAAUACUAACUGUUACCACCAUCCCAUAUAGAAGGGCAGUCCCGGUCCUCCUUGAGGGUGAACUUCGCCUGCCCCAGGCCCUCCUUCCGCUUGUUGCGCUGGCGCGUGGUCUCGUCGGCCGACCGCUUCUUCGACUUCACAAAUUUGACGGGCGCGGGCUUCGUGGGGUCUUCCACGACGGCGGGCUUGGCCGCCGCGGCGCGCUGCCGCUCGGCCUCCUCACGACGUGCGGCGGCGGCGCGCUCGGCGUCCUCCGCCUCGGCUUUCGCUCGCGCGGCGGCCUCGCGUUUUGCUACCGACGAUUCCAACGAGUGGUCUGACGUCGCUAUGCCAUCUAUUCUGGCUUUCUUGGUCGGCUGCGGCGCGUCGCAGAGCGGUAUUUCGCUUAGGUCUGAAUCGGAGUCGCUCAUGGCUCCCACGUCUGCUCUUAGCGUCAGCACGGCUUGCCAGCGGCCCAAGGAGGAUCAAUGAUUAAACGUACGAACGCCAGCGCCGCGUGCAGCCUACUAAAGGACUGCUGCCAUAUUCCUAGUAUGUCAAUACACG
This is a messenger RNA of Pelagomonas calceolata, 1194 nucleotides long. The record is from the annotation of a GenBank genome assembly. NCBI's taxonomy places the organism in Eukaryota, Pelagophyceae, Pelagomonadales, Pelagomonadaceae.